CUCCAGCCGUCCCUGCGUGGCUCUCGCGUCUCCGACUAGGUUUUUUUUUUUUUUUCCCAUUUUACGCCCGCUUUUAUUUUGGUUUGCGUCGCUCUAAAUUGCACCCACACACGGCCCAAAUGUACACCCCAGGAAAGAACAAGGGACCGUGCGUUUUGUAAAAGUUGUGAAAUCCGAUAGCUGAGGAAAAAAAAAAAAAAGUGGCUGUAAUGAGAAGCAACCUUUGGAAUUCCUCCUCGUGAAAAUUCCGAUUGUGCUGUUUUCCUUCUCUUGUUUUUAGGCUUGAAGACAUGAUCACUAGCACCAGUAUUUAUGGUCUAAAGAUGCAGUGGACCCCAGAGCACACACAAUGGGCAGAACAACACUUUGACAUCUCUUCCACUACCCGCUCACCAGCACACAAAGUAGAGGCCUACCGGGGUCACUUACAGCGAACAUACCAGUAUGCGUGGGCAAAUGAUGACAUCUCUGCGCUGACUGCCUCCAACCUGCUUAAGAAAUAUGCAGAGAAGUACUCUGGGAUCCUAGAGGUUCCAAAUGAAAGAGCCCUGCUGUGUUCCUACUCUGAUAGCACCACUGGACUCAUGAAUGGACGAAAGUCAGAGAAUGAGUCCUGGCAGGAGGGGAUUUACCCAAUGAACUGUGCUCCAGAUGUUAUAUCUGUGAGCAAAGCUGGAAUGACAGCUGCCCUACCCCCUACAGAUGUGUCGGCUAGCAUAGGCAGCUCCCCGGGGGUGGCCAGCAGCUUGUCUGAGCCCAGCUAUUCCAGUAGUAACUGUGGGAGCCACACAGCCACAACUCUCCACUCGGGCCUCUCCUCUCAGGAAUAUACCGCCAGCUACAACGGCUCCUACCUGCAUUCGAGCUUCAGUGGCCAGAGUACCCCAGCCCUCCCCUCCCCACACCCCUCUCCUUUGCACAGCGCCGGGCUCUUACAGCCACCACCCCCACCACCUCCCCCUACCUUAGUGCCUAGCUACAAUGCUGGGUCUCCCAACCUUCCCAACUACAAUUAUCCUCCAACAGGCUACCCUUCUCAGACUGCUGUUGGCCCUGGUUAUAGCCCUGGGGGGGCACCCCCUCCUUCUGCUUAUCUGCCGUCCGGUAUUGCAGCUCCUACACCAAUCCCUCCUUCCUCACUGCCUGGCUACACUUACCAGUCCCACAGUCAUACACCAAUUGCACCAACACCUUUGAACGGCAGCACAUCUAACUCAUUAAAACGAAAAGCUUUCUACAUGAGUGGACAUGGAGAUAUGGACUCAAACUAUGGUAAUUUCAACUACAACCAACAGCGCUCUUCACAGAGCCCCAUGUAUAGGGUAACAGACAGCAGUGUGUCAGACUCAAACAGGGGCAAUGGCUUUGACAGAAAUGCUGAGGCAUCAUCUUUAGCUUUUAAGACGACCAAACAGCCAAUGUCUUCUGAUCCUCAACGAAAAUUUAAUAUCUCCUCGGGCAGAGCACUAACUCCUCCAUCCUAUGUAUCAACCAAAAGCUCUGUGGGUGAUCUGAGAACUGGUGAGCCCUACAGCAAGUUUGGAUCCCCCAUCAUGAAUGAACAAACUGAAGAGCACAGGCAACAUCUCUCUCACUCCAUAACAGGGACUGACAUUGGUACGGCUACCUCGGCAAUCCAUGCUGCAGAGGAACAACUGAAGAACAGUGAUUCCAACCUGGUGGAGAUGGUGUCUACGGAAAUCCUUCAGCAAGGCCCUCCAGUGGACUGGAGUGAUAUAGCAGGUAUGGAUAUGGUCAAAGCAGCCAUCAAAGAGGAGAUACUAUGGCCCAUUUUAAGGCCAGAUAUGUUUAGUGGACUUGCCACAUUACCUCGAAGCCUCCUUUUAUUUGGACCUCAGGGAACUGGUAGAACACUGCUGGCCCGCUGCAUGGCUAGCCAACUGGGCGCUGCUUUCUUGCGACUGAGCAGUUCAGCGCUGGUGACUAAAUGGCUGGGGGAAGGAGACAAAAUUAUCCAGGCAUCUUUCUUGGUGGCCCGGUGUCGCCAACCAGCAGUGGUUUUUAUCAGUGAGAUAGACCUGCUGUUGUCAGCCCAGCUCAGUGAGGAGAGCCCAGUGAACCGCCUUAAGGCUGAACUCCUCAUGCAGCUUGACAGUAUUCUGACCUCUGCUGAGGACCAUGUCCUCGUGGUCUGCUCUACCAAUAAGCCUGAAGAGAUCCCAGAGUCCCUACGGAGGUACUUUACCAAGCGACUGCUCAUCCCGUUGCCUGAUGGGACAGCACGACACCAGAUAAUCAGCCAACUGCUCUCACAGCACAACUACUGUCUUAGUGACAAAGAGAUGUCACUUUUAGUUCAGAGGACAGAGGGCUUUUCGGGACUGGACCUAGCCCAGCUGUGUCAAGAGGCUGUGGUAGGUCCUCUCCAUGGCUUGCCUGGUACUGACUUAUCAACCAUUCACCCUAGUCAGAUGAGACCUGUUUCCUACCAAGACUUUGAAAAUGUGUUUUGCAAAUUCCAGCCCAACAUAUCACAAAAAGAACUUGACAUGUAUACUGAAUGGAACAAAAUGUUUGGUUGUAGUCAAUGAGAAACAUCACCAAUCAUGUAAACCCAGUUACUGAACACAAAUAAUGUUUGACCUUCAGUAAACAUACUGAGCUAGAAAAAACACUGGUGACAUGAACAUAUACAGCAAAGAGAUUGUCCUUGAUGGCUUUAGUCAAAAGAUGCCCUUAUGGAAACCCUGCAUUGGUGAAAAUAUAAACACAUAAAUAAAUGCUUUAUAUGGCUGAAGCCAUAAAACUGAAAUGACUUGUAGAUGAUGCCCUUCUCCCUGUUUUGUAUAUACAUAUAUAAAUAUAAAUAUAUAAAUAUAUAUAUAUAUAUAAUUCUGCUGAUCUUGAGAUUUAGUGGCUAUCAAGUGCCUGAGGUGGUGCUGUUAUUUUCUUUUCUUUUUUGUUUUGCCUCACAAUCUUCAUUGGUGACGUUUUAUAAUAUAAAAAGCUUUAAAAUGAGACAAAAACUUGCUUUCUCUCUCCAUUGGAACAGUAUUCUACAACUGUGUCUGUUUAGUGCUCUUUGUGAACAGUUGUGGUUAUUUUCAGCUAAAUUAAAAUUAUUGGCAUAAUUUAAUUUGGACUCCAUAUUCCUACACAAGUUUCUGUGCAUGUCAAAUCAUUCAGUUACAAUAACAAGAUAACAAUGACAGUCACUUUCUUUGCUAGAAGAAACUAUUUAAAAAAAAUAUUUUUCUAGCAAACUCUAAUUUGGUUGCUGUAGUAGACUCUAUUAUGGAUUAAAUUCAUACAAUGAUAUUAUUUUACAAUUUAAGUUCAGCAUCCAUAAAUUGCUGUGUAUUUACUUUUAAACAUUGACACUAUAGUAAUUCAGUGUUAACCAUAAAUAUAACGUGCCAUUAUUUCUUUUGAUGUUCUCUAUUGAAAACUCAGGAAAGUGGUGAUAUGUAUAGUACCUCAUCAUCUUGUGUCAAAGCACUACACAUUACAAGCGCAUUUGGCUUGCAUUUGAAACUGCAUAAUCACACCAUGGAAGGCUAUAAUACCUCAAAAUGAUCAAAGUGAAAUGAAAUGAUAAAGUUAACAGUGAAUGUAUGAGAGUAUUCUGUUCCUUACAUUUGGAUUUGUUUGAAAUUAUGAUUGGAGAUUUGCCUUUGAAAAGAAUGGACGCAUUAUAUAUCUUGAAUUGUAGCCUUGAGGCUGUUUGUCUUUGUAACACAGUUGAUUUGCUGUUGGCUAUCACUAGGAAACCUUCAUUUCCAUCAAGCACAAUGAUCCCGUUCCUUUAGUUUACUGCAGAACUGUUCAGCUUGUGGCUAUGUAGAGCAGAGAGAAAUUUGAAAGGUUCAGACUAACAUCUUGGGGUUGGAGAAGACAAACGCUGCAAGCUAUGUCAUUCCAUUCUGCUGCUGUUUUAUCAUUAAUGAAACCUAAGGAUUAUGUAUAACCUAAGUUCCUUUCUACCUCAGUUUGUUAGUUAUCUCUGAAAGGCAAAUUCAUGAAGACAGCAAAAUGUCAGCACCUAUUGUAUUUGUUUGAUGAGGACACCUUUUGAGACAACGCCAAACAUUGUGGUUAUGUGCAAAAUCUCUGUGCGUUUCUGAAACCCUGUCUCUCGCCACAUGAUGCACUUAAAGGGGCAUACCACUUAACAGGUCUGGGAUGUGUUUGCUUAGAUUUAGUGAUUCCUGUCGCUAUUGUUUGUUUCAAUGUGGAUCAGAUCUUUUUGCAGCUACAUGGUUGAAAAGGCAAUUGAAUGACAUCUGUGAAUCCAGACGUUAUGUGCACAUUUUCUAGCAUGAAACUAUGUGUAAAUUUAUAACACAAAGUUUGCCAAAAACUGUCUUAGGCCUUGACUGUAACAUUUGUGAUCUGAGUAGCUCUCUUUUCAAAGCCUAGUCUCUUAGAAUCUGUGCACAUGACGGUGCUUGUCGUCAUUGCUACAAUUGUUCUUAAUCACUACUUGUCGCCAUUGAUCAGUACAAAUUCCACAACAUCUGAGGCAGAGAAAGAGCAGGUCUGACGGCUGAAUUGGCAAGCAAAAAAUGUUACUGAAUGUAUUAUGUCCUCUGAGCAGUAAGGAAAGCAAAGAACUCGCACAUUGAAAAUGGCACUGAAGUAGAUAGCACUGUCGGAGUAGGUGAAUAGUUCCUUUUGUGUUUGUCGCCUAUUGCACAUUUUUACAUGUUUAUAUGCUUAAUGGAGCAGAUCUGAUCACUGCCACUUGGUUUGUCAUCAUAACCUUCCCACACCUUCAUCAAAACUCAAACAAUAACAGAGAAACUACGUAGCAGCAAAAAAAAAAAAUUAAAAAAAAAAAAGCCAGCAAACUUGCCAAGAAUAAUAUCUUGCUGUAGUUUCACAUUUUCUCUGUUUUGAAAGAUGUGUGUUCCGCUCACAAGAUGACUGGAAGAUUUUUUUUUUUUUUUUCAUUUGCAGGUUACAGUGUGUUAUUCACCAGUUCAUCAGUUGUUAUCAAAACAUUCAGUUGAAAUCAUGCACUAUAAAUCAAGGUUAUGUUGACUUUCAUGUAACCUAACAGACAACUAUGUACAACAUGAAUUCCAGUUUGCACCAAUGUUUUCCUUUUCAGAUCAAUCUUGUUUCACUUGAGAGCGAUUUUCACAUUAAGUUUUUUCACCUUAGACUGACUCACUGGGAUUGGUUUGAUGAAAUUUGGCAAAAAGCUUUUUCUUUUUUUUUUUCUUUUUUUUUUUAACACCAACACUUACUUUUGCUUUCACCAAAUUUUCUAUAUAGAGAAGUUUGGACACCUCAAAAUUUAACAAAUUCCCCAAAAGAAACCAAGAUUGCCCCUUCACUAUUAUGUCAGCUAUUAUUGCACUUCGAGGUGUUUGAUGAUUGAAAUCCAAAGCCAAAGUAAAACAGCUUUUAAUUAUGAAGAAAUUGUUUUUGGAAGGGGUUGUGAAUUUCAGUGUCCUUAAAGCUACAAUGAAAGCUGUUGAUAUUUAAUAUUGGCGAAUUUAUAGCACUCUCAUUGGGCAUUGUCAAGUGAUUGUAUUGCAUCAUGUUAUAUUUUUAGCAUAUUUGUGAGUUUGCAAACCGUUUGUAAUUUUUCACUUUUGCAUUUUGUGAGUUAACGGACAUCGACCCUUUCUUCUGGAAUGUGACUGAUUUGUAAAUGUUUGAAAAUGCCAAAAAAUGUCACAGAACAUGCAGCAUAUUGUUGUAUUCUGUUUUACUGUGUCUAAUUUUCAUAUAAAAGAUAUCUGUCAGGCAAAAAAGAAACCUUGUUUAGCAUUAACAAGCACAAAUUUCAUCUGUUUUGGAGGUCAAUGUUCACAGAUUUAUGGAGAGAUGUAAAAAGGAGAAAUAUUCCCCUCAAAGUUGAACUUGUAAUUACUCGGACAACAACAGAUCCAGUUUCAUAUUUGCUAUUUUGUUUUUUUUUUUGUUUUACAUUUUACAUUUGUGUCCCUAACGGUGCAAUAGAGCAAAGUGUAACACAAGUCACAUUGUUAAAAAGUUACAUUUAUGUGGUUUUAAUUCACAAUUAAUGAAGAAAAAUGGAGAUCUUAUAUUAAUCAUGAUAUGAAGACAAUUGCAACAGGGGUCAAAUUUAUUCCAGAAAGUGUAAAUUUAACAAGCUGUUGAUGUUUUCAUUAAAAUCAGUCGCUCAUUAUUAAGGAUGGUGUGAUGAAAAGGCCUACAGUCCCAAAUAACACCUUACCAAAUCCUCUGAAAAGCACAUCAAGUAUCACAGUGAUGCCAACUCAGUCACUUGAAUUGCUUUUUUUCAGAACAUGUCAGUAUUUCUGUGUUGCAUUUUGUUUGGAACUGUUUGAGAUUUUUGAUUCCAUCCUUAUGUAGUUUUAUAGUCUGGCAUUCUUUAUAACCAUUUCUACCUCAUUGAUUGUACAUGUAGUACUUAUGUCCUGUCAUUUUGAAUGUCUUGCAUUUGUGGAUAAAAAGUUAAAAUGACAACAACAAAAAAAUGAACAAAAAAAAAAAAAAAAAAAGAAAAAGGAAAAAAAAAAGGUUUGCCCUGAAAUCUGAGCAGUCUACCUCAGAAAGACUGUCUUUACACUGUCAAGUUCAAGUCGCAGAAAAAUUAAGGCACCUUGAGGGCAGAGAUGAAGUUAACCUGCACACUGACUUUCUCACAUUUACAAUCUUACAUUUCCAUUGAAUUGUUGCAGACUGUCUUCUACAAGGUCUCCAAUGCAAAUUAAUUUCCUAAAAAGUAACAAAUUGCUUUAAUCUUUUGUGAAUUGUUGUAGUGCGCAUGUUGAUGUGUAAGUAUGUGCACUUGCAAUUCUACAUGCAAGUAUGAGGGGAUAAUGUUAAGGACUGAAAAUUUUGAAUUUUUACUUUUCAUAUACAUGUACAGAAAAUAAACUUGCACAUAGCUGUAUGUAUUGUACAUUUGCUAAUGAUAUACAGCAUACAUACAAAAUGCACCACAUACAUGUUUAUAUGUGUGUAUGUAUUGCCAUACUUACCAGUACAGUCAAUUUAAAUGUAUUUUAAUUUCAAGGUACCUUUAAAAAAAAG
Sphaeramia orbicularis (orbiculate cardinalfish) is the source of this 6996-nucleotide messenger RNA. RefSeq names its product fidgetin (gene fign). The transcript has 2 exons. Lineage: Eukaryota; Metazoa; Chordata; Actinopteri; Kurtiformes; Apogonidae. The record is from RefSeq and is a predicted model, not a curated record. Gene Ontology annotation, molecular function: ATP hydrolysis activity; microtubule severing ATPase activity; ATP binding. The coding region runs from base 291 to 2552 and encodes 753 amino acids.